AUGGCCGGAGGAACAACGUUGGAGUACACGCCGACAUGGGUGGUGGCUUUUGUGUGUUCCGUUAUAGUCUUCAUAUCUUUAGUAGUCGAGCGAUUACUUCACUACACUGGCAAGUAUCUCAAGAGAAAGAACCAGAAACCUCUCUUCGAGGCCUUGCAGAAGAUCAAAGAAGAGCUGAUGCUUUUGGGGUUUAUAUCACUCCUGCUGACGGUGUUACAAGGACCUAUAGAAAAGAUCUGCAUAUCGGAGAAACUGGCCAGUCAUUGGCUGCCUUGCAAAGAAGAGUCGAAGUCAACGUCAACGACUGCCCAUUUCCAGACCAGUAGCUUCUUCAGCAGUAAUUAUUAUUCUCGGCAGCUGCUGGUUUUUCCAGCCGGGACUGCCCGUCGCCUUCUUGCAGAUGACGCUGAGUCGACCUCUGAAUCUGGUUCCACCGGCUCAUGUCCAGAGGGGAAGGUCCCAUUGCUAUCCACGACUGCAUUGCACCAUCUGCAUAUCUUCAUCUUUGUGCUAGCUGUGGUGCAUGUGACUUUCUGUGUUCUAACCAUUAUUUUUGGAGGAAUUAAGAUACGUCAAUGGAAACAAUGGGAAGAUUCUAUAGUAAGAAAAGAGUACAAUCCAGAAGAAGUUUUGACACAGAAGUUCACCGCCGUCCAAGAUCAUGAUUUCAUCAGAGGUCGUUUUCUGGGUAUCGGAAAGAAUCUAGCUUUUCUGGGUUGGUUGAUUGCAUAUUUCAAACAAUUUUAUGGGUCUGUGACCAAAACAGACUAUAUGACAAUGCGACUAGGCUUCAUCAAGACACAUUGCAAGGGAAAUCCAAAUUUUAAUUUCCACAAGUACAUGGUACGUGCCCUUGAAGCGGAUUUCAAGAAAGUCGUUGGAAUAAGUUGGUACCUUUGGAUCUUUGUGGUCAUCUUCUUGUUGCUAAAUGUCGCUGGUUGGCAUGCCUAUUUCUGGAUAGCAUUCGUUCCUUUCUUUCUUUUACUUGCUGUUGGCACCAAGUUGGAGCAUGUUAUAAUCCAAUUAGCCCAUGAUGUUGCCGAGAAGCACAUUGCAAUAGAAGGAGACUUGGUGGUUCAACCUUCAGACGAUCACUUUUGGUUCCACAGGCCUCGAUUGGUUCUCUUACUGAUUCAUAUCAUCUUGUUCCAAAAUUCUUUUGAACUAGCAUUUUUCUUCUGGAUAUGGAUUCAAUAUUCCUUUAAUUCCUGCAUGAUGGGGAAAAUUGGUUACGUUAUCCCAAGACUUAUAAUCGGAGCAUUUGUCCAGUUCGUCUGCAGCUACAGUACGUUACCCCUCUACGCAAUUGUCACACAGAUGGGAACAACUUUUAAGAAGGCAAUAUUCGACGAACACGUACAAGAGGGCCUUGUUGGGUGGGCUAAAUCGGCAAAAAAGCACCAGGCGGCGUUAAGAAAGGCGGCUACUAAUGGCAGCAGUAGUAAUGGUUCUAGCCAAGUAAGUCAUAGCAGCAAAUACAAAUUGCACAGCGAAGAGGCAACUUCUGUGUCCAAGACAUCAUCGGCGACACUUGAACUGGCUCAAGUUGGAAAUAAGGAGUCUUCCGUGCAUGUGGGAGAAAUUCAGCCUCAUCAACUGCCGCCAGCCAAUGAUCAUGUAUAGAAAUUCGAUCGACCGACCGACCAAAAUGUCUGAAUGAUUUCAAUCAGUGAAACAACGGAAACUACAUGCUUGCAAUUGGAAUUAAAGAAACCAGAGAAGCAGCUAGCUAUGUAUAACCUUUCAUUUAUGUUCUUGUUAAUUAAGCCACUCCUCCCCCUCCCAUAGCACAAGUCCCUUUUUUUCUUUUUCCGUGCCCAUUUCCUCAACUCUACAGAAUUUCAUACCACCUGUAUCUGGGUUCUGGCAUCAUGUAUUCUGGAAUGUGGACCAUACACACCCUACCAGCCGAGCUGCUUAAUUUAUAAUGAAUUUUGUUCUACUGCAUGUUAA
Molecule: messenger RNA, 1953 nt
Organism: Rosa chinensis
Lineage: Eukaryota; Viridiplantae; Streptophyta; Magnoliopsida; Rosales; Rosaceae
Product: MLO-like protein 1
Exons: 14
Coding region: 1-1623 (540 amino acids)
Biological process (GO): defense response
Cellular component (GO): membrane
Source: RefSeq, a predicted model, not a curated record